Molecule: messenger RNA, 654 nt
Organism: Ruditapes philippinarum (Manila clam)
Lineage: Eukaryota; Metazoa; Mollusca; Bivalvia; Venerida; Veneridae
Exons: 3
Coding region: 97-633 (178 amino acids)
Source: RefSeq, a predicted model, not a curated record
UCUCGCGAGAAUGUGGACGAGAUAAAAACAUGUGGUGGGCAAAUUGAGAUCGAGAUUCGGAUAGAAAUUUUGUUUUUAAAUAAUUUUGUGUGAAAAAUGCCGCCAAAGAAUAAACAGAUCAUUCCUGAAUGGAACCAAUGCAUACACUGUAGUAGAAUAUUGGGUUAUAGAGACCUGUCAAAGCACAAAGAUGAAUGUUUGAGCAACAAAUCAUUUUCACAUGGUUAUGUUUUACACAAUAUUUUCAACGCAGUUGUCUGCCCUUUACCUGAAGGCAAAGGAGGAAAUAUUGACUUGCCCGUUCAGAUGAAAAAAGAUCUAAUUCUGAUGAAUCCCUCUGCCAUGCAGCUGUGUGGAUUUUACAUUGGAGGCUUAUGUGUGCUGAACAAGACUCACAUCAGAACAUGCUGGCCAUGUAGCAGUGUUGGCCUGUCAUCUGUGGCCAUUUCAGACAGCACAGAGGGUGUAAGACAAGGGGAGCUUGUCUCUUUAGAGCUGUUUAUAGACCCAUUACAACAUGCUGUAGAGGUGACGUUGAUGUCUAGUGAAUGUAGCCCUAUGUUCAAAGACGAAAUGUUUUUACAGUUUUUAUCAAGAUGUAAAGGUAAGUUUUUAAGAUCUUUUUGUUGUUAGAUGUACGUCACCUGUACAUAA